CAUAGUUCAUGAAAUACCUAAUUUAAUUCUCCUAAGUGACUCAGUGAGAGCUGUACAAUUAUAAUCUUCCCUUUACAGAUGAGACCUUUACCAGAUUUGAGCACCAUUCCAGAUUGCUGCCAGAGCCAAUGAGUGAUCUCUACUGCUACAUAAACUCUCCUUACCCUUCUGAGAGACCCAGACGUUUAGCUGAUGUUCACAAGGAAUAGAGUCACGUGAUGUAUGAAGGGAAACAUAUACACUUCUCUGAGGUUGACAAUAAGCCCUUGUGCUCAUAUAGCCCCAAACUGUGCAAGCAGCGGCGACUCAACGGCUACGCAUUCUGUAUCAGACACGUUCUGGAGGACAAGACUGCCCCUUUCAAGCAAUGUGAAUAUGUGGCCAAGUAUAACAGCCAGCGCUGCACCAACCCUAUCCCCAAAUCGGAGGAUCGCAGGUACUGCAACAGCCACUUGCAGGUACUUGGCUUUAUCCCGAAAAAAGAGAGGAAGAAAAAGAAUGAUCCCAUAGAUGAGGUCAAGGUCAGGCACCAGAUGGAUACCAUGGCCUUCAGCCUGGCCAUGCCCACAUUGGCCCUGAAGAUGCCCAAUGGACUGGAUGGCAUGUCCCUCUCUCCUCCUGGAGCCAGGGUCCCUCUCCACUACCUGGACACUGACUUGGAAGACCCAUUUGCAUUCAACGAGGAAGAUGAUGACCUAAAGAAAGGUGCAACUGUGCGAAGGAAGUUGCAGAGCAAGUUGGCCCAGAACCGGCAGCGCCAGAGAGAGACGGAAAUUUUAAAAGUUCGACAAGAGCACUUUAGUCCCCCUCCUGCACCUUCCCAGCAGCAGCAGUCUCCACAGCAGCAGCAGCAGCAGCAGCAGCAGCAACAGCCUUCGCAGCAGCAGCAGCAGCUGCCUCCGCAGCAGCACGCUCACCUUUCACCUUUGUCCACAUCUUUAAAGCCUCCAACAGCACCGCAGGGCUCCAUCUGUAGGUCACCUCAGCCUCAGCACACCAGCGUUCCAGUGCAGGGAGUGGCCCCCACCACACACACCAUAGCACAAGCCAGGCAGGUGGUGCACAAGCGGCCUCCACCCCUCCUGCCAGCCUCUAGGGCUCCUGCCUCGGACCUGCCCCGGACUGACCGGGUCCUCAUGAAAGCCACAGCCUUCUCUCCACACUUGUCCUGUAUAAGUCGGCUGCAGAGACUGGUGAAACUGUACACACAGAAGCACCAGCUGGACACUGAUCUGUUCCCUCACUUAGGGUUGGAUUGGUCUGAAGAGAGUGGAGAGGAGCUGGAAGAUGCUGAGCAGGCCUCCCCGUACCAGGCUGCAUGGUCCCUCCGAGAGACGCUCACAUAUGCAAGACACACGUCUGACGAAGAUGAUGUGGACAGCAGGAGCUCCAGGGUGACCCAACUUUGCACUUACUUUCAGCAGAAAUACAAGCACCUCUGCCGCCUGGCACGGGCGGAGUCAAGGCAGAAGAGAUGCAGGUUGGCACUGAGGAAGGCACUGCUGCAAGCAGCCAGCCAGGAGCCAGAGAGCGCUGGGCAGCUGCUGCAGGAGCUGCACAGGGCAGCAUGCAGCCGAGCCAGCAUAAGCCGGACCAAAUUGAAGGAGUUAGAGCCCACAGCUUGCAGUGGAACCAUGAAGGGUGAACAGUGCACGAACAGAGCCCUUCCAUUCACCAGACAUUGUUUCCAGCACAUCCUCUUGAACCACUCUCAGCAGCUCUUCUCCAGCUGCACCGCUAAAUUUGCAGACGGGCAGCAGUGCUCGGUGCCAGUGUUUGACAUCACACACCAGACACCGCUGUGUGAAGAACAUGCCAAAAAAAUGGAUAAUUUCUUGAGAGGAGAUAACUCCCGUAAAGUUCAGCACCAGCAGCAGAGGAAACCCAGGAAAAAAACCAAGCCUCCUGCACUUACCAAAAAACACAAGAAAAAGAGACGGCGUGGACCUCGUCGACCCCAGAAGCCCAUUCCCCCCGCGGUCCCCCAAGGGAACCUCAGCAUGCCCACCAGCGUCUCACUGCCAGUGGAGGCUCCUCCCCUCCGGAGCCCGUCCACCCCAGAGCUGAGUGCUGAUGAGUUGCCGGAUGACAUUGCCAAUGAGAUCAGCGACAUUCCACAUGAUUUGGAAUUGAACCAGGAGGACUUCUCUGAUGUCUUGCCCAGGCUACCUGAUGACCUACAGGAUUUUGAUUUUUUUGAAGGAAAGAAUGGAGACCUUCUCCCGAUGAGCGAAGAGGCUGAGGAGCUUGAGCGGGCCUUGCAAGCUGUAACUUCUCUCGAGUGCCUGAGUAACAUUGGGGUACUUUCCCAUUCAGAUGGUGUGCCAGUCCAGGAGUUGUCAGAGAGAGGAAUAGGGGUGUUUUCCACGGGCACUGGAGCUUCAGGAAUCCAGUCCUUGAGCCGAGAUGUGAACACGGAUCUAGGGGAGCUGUUGAAUGGGCGUAUAGUAUCUGAUAAUUUUUCUAGUUUAGAGCUGGAUGAGAACCUGCUCCGUUCUGCUACCUUGUCUAACCCACCUACACCCCUGGCAGGGCAGAUCCAGGGGCAAUUCUCUGCCCCAGCCAACGUUGGCCUUACUUCUGCCACUCUGAUCAGCCAGAGUGCACUCGGGGAGAGAGCCUUCCCAGGACCGUUUCAUGGAGUCCACGACGGCAGCCAUGCCUCCCAGAGGCCACAUCCUGCCCAGCUGCUGAGCAAGGCGGAUGACCUGAUCACCUCACGACAGCAAUACAGCAGUGACCAUUCACACUCCUCACCCCAUGGAAGCCAUUAUGAUAGUGAGCACGUGCCGUCUCCCUACAGUGACCAUAUCACCUCACCCCACACAACAUCUUACUCCGGUGAUAAUAUGGCAGCUACCUUUUCAGCAGAGAUGCCCAUCAUGGCACAGCAUUUGCUCCCCACACAACUUGAGGUGCCACUAGGAGGAGUGGUAAACCCUAGAACUCACUGGGGUAACCUUCCCGUCAACCUCGGUGAGCCCUCUCCAUUCAGCAACCUUCUCGGCGCAGAUGGACAUCUUCUUUCCACUUCCCUCUCCACACCGCCCACCACCUCGAACUCAGAGACCACACAGCCUGCCUUUGCCACCGCAACCCCCAGCAGUUCCAGCGUGCUCCCGGGGUUGCCACAGACCAGUUUCAGUGGCCUGGGGCCUUCUGCAGAACUUGUGGCCUCCACCUCUCCCAAGCAGCAGCUCCCUCAGUUCAGCGCAGCCUUUGGCCACCAACUGAGUGCUCACAGUGGCAUCCCCAAGGACCUGCAGCCCAGCCACAGCUCCAUAGCGCCCCCUACAGGCUUCACAGUGACAGGUGCCACCACCACAAGUACCAGUAACACAUCCUCUCCCUUUCCCUCUCCUAACUGAGCGCGUCCAUGUGUGUUUCCAGGCAGGUGGGAACCGGAGUUUUCUUUGUUUCCUCUUUAGCACCCCUCUCCCCUUUCCUAACAGAUUUCCAGGUUGCAGUCGGGGAUGAGGGGCACUGCCUUCUCAGUCCAGCAGGUGUCUGCCAGCGGCCUGCCUCAGUAUUUCACACGUGCUCCUCGGCACUGGUGCUCCUUCCCUCUGAUAGGCCCCGUGGCCUAGCUGUCUCCUGCUGGUUCAGCACAGUGACUGGAGGAUCAAUGUUGAGCAGCAAGUUCUAGCAGUGGAAGAUACCUCAGAUUACCAGUGCCCUUUACUAUUUACUAGUAUCCCAGAUUAGUGUUUUCCAUUCUUCAGCCAGGUUUCUAUGUAGAUGGGUCCAGGCAGAAUGACCUGUUCACUGGGUUCCUGUGUAGGAAGUAUCGGGUGGUAUGGAGAGGCAGGUCGAGGCUCUGACUCAGUGGCAACUGCCAUCCACCGGGCAAGCCCAGAUGCCACUCCUCAUCACAGUUGACUGCAGUGGAGGCAGCACCUUUGACCACCUGUGCGUGUGUGCACCCAUGCAUAUGUUUUGUGCUGUGCAGGAAGUAGCCUUCCCAUUGUUUGUUUGCUUUUUAACCUAUAAUAAGUAGAAGGCUCUUUUUCCUUUCCUGUGUCUCAUACCCUAGUAAUGUUGCUCCUUCUGUCCCAUUGAAUUAAGUAAAAUUUCCUGAAUAGAGUGGUAAAUGGCCUGGUUAUGUGAACAGCAUGACCUUUUUCUGUUAAGAGUUGGUCCAUGAGGAAAUGGGACACAGAAAGUGGAAGUCAUGUCAGCAUGGGAUGUUACAGGAAGUUUGCCUGGAGUGGCCAUAGGGUAGUCACUUUGCCCUUUUCAGAUCCGCAAUUUUUUUUAGUCCCUUGCUCAUGGAAUACAUUUGUAAGAUGUAAUCGAAGGAGCUAUUUUGAUGUGAAAAGGCAGAAUAGGUGAAAUAGAUUUGAACGAUGAAAUCUGUGAAUUCCUUGGUCCAUCUUUUUUGCUUUUGAAUUUUUCAUGUUUACAGUAGUGAUUCUUUGGUAAGAUUUGUAAAACGUUGAAAAUGCUUGUAGAAUCAGUGUACCAGUUGUGAAGUGAUGUGUAAUAAAUCUCAAGGAUACACAUUUUAAAGUUUGUUUCAAAGCAGAAUGUGGAAAUUAGACAAAUUGUACCUACAGUUGGUACUUUUAAAAUAAUUUAAGUACUUGUGUUUAAAUAAAUUUGGAAAUAGGCAGAGGAAAUUCUUUUAAAGCACCAGAAUUUUAGGGUUAAAAGUCACAUUGGGUAGUUUAGUUAGUUGGAAACUACGAAAUGAAUAUGUGGCAUUUCUUCUUGCCUUUUCUCCCCCGCUUCCCCUUGAAGGGUGGAGCUGGGUUGUAAAGGCAUCUUUACUUUUGCUGUGAAGUUUCAUUGUUCCUUAAUUCCAUCAGCUAUUUAUAACUGAAUGCAGUCUAAUUUACACAUACAUAUUUUAAAAGAUAGAGUAUAUGUUUUAAUGAUGUGGUACAACAGUCCAUUUAUCAGGGAGCAUUUCAUCUUUCUUUUGUCCUAAUAGGUUAAAAUUGAUGUAUUUUCCUACUUCCUGUAUGUAUGUUCACACUGUGCUAGUUCCAACCAGACUCUUCUUUUGAAAGUUUUUCUUUCUCUGCUUUUUAAAAGAAUGAUGGUGAUCAGCAGGCAUUAUGCGAAUGCCACGUGCCUGAGCUUAUGGGGGAAAAUGUCACAUGCCUGUGUGAAACCAUGAUAUGCCCUAUUUUGUAUUUAUUGAAAUUUUUUUGGGGGGCCAAAUAUG
Molecule: messenger RNA, 5170 nt
Organism: Octodon degus (degu)
Lineage: Eukaryota; Metazoa; Chordata; Mammalia; Rodentia; Octodontidae
Gene: Ino80d
Product: INO80 complex subunit D
Exons: 10
Coding region: 219-3368 (1049 amino acids)
Cellular component (GO): nucleus
Source: RefSeq, a predicted model, not a curated record